AUGUUGUCCACCUUGAACGCCCAGUCGUCACCUGCUUCUGUAUUCUCUUCAGGGCUAGAAAGCAGUGUAGAUGCCAUCUUGAGUAGUGCUUCAAAGGUGCUCAAUACUUCUACGUUCCGGUCCACGGAACAUCCUUCCGGCUCCAACUCAGCCAUAAUUGCUUCAUCGUUCGAGUCAACCUUCACCACUCAGCCUUCGCUCCCUUUCAUCGUCGCAAGACACUCUGGGCUUCAGCUCGACCACUCUUGGCUCAUUGGAGGUGGACCCUUCCGCAUCAAGUCAGCACAUCAGCCUUCACUCCGUUUUACAGUCACGGGAUUCUGCCGACCUCAGUUCAGCAACACCCAGUCCAGCAACAUCCAGUUCAACAAGAUCCAGUCCAGCAACAACCAGCCCAGCAACAACCAGCCCAGCAACAACCAGUCCAGCAACAUCCAGUCCAGCAACACGCAGCUCAACGACACCAAGUCCAGCAACGCCUAG
This is a messenger RNA of Diaporthe amygdali, 483 nucleotides long. RefSeq lists its product as uncharacterized. The transcript is spliced from 3 exons. The record is from RefSeq and is a predicted model, not a curated record. Lineage: Eukaryota; Fungi; Ascomycota; Sordariomycetes; Diaporthales; Diaporthaceae. Bases 1 to 483 code for a protein of 160 amino acids.